Molecule: messenger RNA, 768 nt
Organism: Eimeria necatrix
Lineage: Eukaryota; Apicomplexa; Conoidasida; Eucoccidiorida; Eimeriidae
Product: SAG family member
Exons: 4
Coding region: 1-768 (255 amino acids)
Source: RefSeq, a predicted model, not a curated record
AUGUUUCGUCUCCUUUUUAUCCCACUCGUUCUCCUGCCUGUGUUCUAUGGACACAAGGCAGCAAGUGCUGGCACAACGGGAGCAGCAGAAACGAUAAAUUGUUUAAGCGAGAUGAAUCAGGAGAGGGCAGCUGCAGGACUCGCUGCGUUUGAGGAGGCAACUGAUGGAGCACAAGUGCUGCCGAAAAGCGCUGGUACUGGAUCAAAGAUAACAGCUGCCACGCUGUGGAACGAAAUCUGCCAAAUAAUAGAAGCGGAGGAAAGCACUGAAGCCGAACAGUUAAAGGGAACAUUCGCGUACUACCCCGGCAACAAGGACUGCAAAGCUGCAGUGCAGUACUGGAAGGACGGGUUUUCGCUGUUCAAAAACGAGCUGCCUCCAAAUUACACAGUUUCGGAUACCCCUGAGGUGUACAGCCACAAAGCCGUUUCCUUUGUCGCCCUUUAUAACCCUCAGGCGAAGCCUGUAGCCAGCUGCGCCUUUGUCACAUGCACAAAAGCGGCAGACUCCACUGACCCAGAACUCUCAAGAAGUCAGAAAGGGCGGUCAACAAGAAGGCUUCAAAGUUCACAGGAAAUUCAUAAUGCUGUUAUCUGCUUAACGAACCCGGAAGCGCUGACUGAGGGGCAAGCGCCAUUCAAGGAAGAGGAGUGGCAGAAGAUUGUUCAAGCCAUUGUUGGUACUAAGGAGGGCAGCGUGGUUUCACCAGUCAGGCCGUCAUCGGCAGUUGGGUUCAUUAUGAUGCUUUUUGCCUACGGUCUUUUUUAA